GCACGUUGAAUGCAGAGCGGGGAGGAAUCUAGGACCUGACGGGCGCACUGGCGUGCUUCUUUUCUGGACCAAGAGGAAAGAAGUACCGGAAAACCGGGAGAGGAGCCAGAUGUUCCUGGAUGAGACGGAGCGCAGUCCCGCGCUGACAGGUUCCGCAUCCGAACCCCGACACAGUGUGAAAGUGCUGCAGGAAAACUUGGACUGAAUGCCGAAAUACAGGAACACUAUUUAAAGAUUUGAUUCUAAAGACCAAAUCUCCCCCUUAUUGUUUUUUUACCCCCCCAAUUUAAUUUACUUUACACACGGAGGCCUGUUGUGGGCAUUUUUGGAGUUGGUGGGGGCGAUCAGUUUGCUUCAAUGGGGAUCUGCAGGAUCAGGAGGGGGAGUCACAGAGGCCUCUGCCACCUCAGCACCAAGCGGAGGAUAGCUUAGCUCAGCUCAGGUCCCGCUCCCUCUGCGAACCCCCCACACUGCACCUUUCUACCCUCCGCCCCACCCCUGGCGGAGGGCAGCCAUGGCGUCGGUGCGCUUCACGGUGACACCCACCAAGACCGAGGACCUCCCGGGACUGUCGGACACGUCGCCUGACAUCAGCUCGCGCUCCGGGGCCCGCGUGCGCUUCGGCUCCAGGGAGAGCGUCAACAGAAGUGACCUGCAGAGCGAGGCGUCGGGGGCCGCUUCUGCUGGAGGAGGGGGGGCCGACACACCUGAGCGCAGCAGCAUAGAGCAAGGCGAUGGACACUCCAAGAUCUCCAAUGUUUACAUCAACAACACUCACGGCAUGGACGACGACGACUUCUACGACAGAAACCUGGCCCUGUUUGAGGAGGAGAUGGACACUCGGCCCAAAGUUUCCUCUCUGCUCAACCGUUUGGCAAACUACACCAACCUGACGCAGGGGGCCAAAGAGCACGAAGAGGCUGAGAGCAUCGGGGAGAAGAAGAAACCCAGCAAGUCUCCACAGAUGGGAACCUUCAUGGGCGUCUACCUGCCCUGCCUGCAAAAUAUCUUCGGGGUCAUCUUGUUCCUGCGGCUGACCUGGGUGGUGGGGACAGCCGGCGUGCUACAGGCGCUCUGCAUCGUCUUCGUCUGCUGCUGCUGCACGAUGCUGACCGCCAUCUCCAUGAGCGCCAUAGCAACCAACGGAGUCGUUCCAGCCGGGGGUUCCUACUUCAUGAUCAGCCGCUCUCUGGGUCCAGAGUUUGGGGGCGCCGUGGGGCUGUGCUUCUACCUGGGCACCACCUUCGCUGGGGCCAUGUACAUCCUGGGAGCCAUCGAGAUCUUUCUGUUGUACAUUGUGCCUGAUGCGGCCAUCUUUCACGGCGACGGGGGAGCCAUGCUGAACAACAUGCGUGUGUACGGCAGCAUCUGCCUCCUCCUCAUGUCCCUGCUGGUCUUCGUGGGUGUCAAAUACGUGAACAAGCUGGCGUCGGUCUUCCUGGCGUGCGUCAUCAUCUCCAUCAUCUCGAUUUAUGUCGGAGCGCUCGUCUCAGCCUUCAAGGAGCCAGAUUUCUCAGUGUGCAUGCUGGGGAACAGGACCAUCAACGGCCACUAUGUUAAAGACAACCACUGUGAAAAGAUCUUCUCAGCGCCGGAUGAAAACAAAGGAGAGAUCCCCGAGGGAAACUUCAGCCUCAGCUUCGAAAACAGCACCAUGGAACCGCCCCCACCCCCCACGCACACACCUGCAGCCGGGAACCAGACCACAGAUCUCUGGCAGCAUUUCUGUCAAAGCCGGGACCUGAACGCCACCUGUGACGAAUACUUUACCAACAACCACUUCUCCCAGAUUAAGGGCAUUCCGGGGCUGGCGAGUGGGGUUAUUACAGAGAACCUGUGGAGCUCCUACCUCAGCAAAGGAGCCGUGGUGGAGAAGAGCUCCCUGACCUCCGUCCAGGCCUCCCAUCCUGCUUCCACUCAGCUCCCGUACGUCUUUGUGGACAUCACCACCUCCUUCACGCUGCUGGUGGGAAUCUUCUUCCCAUCUGUCACAGGAAUCAUGGCUGGCUCCAAUCGCUCCGGGGAUCUGAAGGAUGCUCAGCGCUCGAUUCCCAUCGGAACCAUCUUUGCCAUCCUCACCACCUCCAUCGUCUACUUGAGCAGCGUGGUUCUGUUCGGGGCCUGCAUCGACGGCGUGGUCCUCAGAGACAAGUUUGGAGACUCUGUGGGGGGAAAGCUGGUGGUGGGGACGCUGGCGUGGCCCGAUCCCAUGGUCAUCGUGAUUGGCUCCUUCUUCUCGACGUGCGGGGCCGGCCUCCAGUCUCUGACCGGCGCCCCCAGACUUCUGCAGGCCAUCGCCAAGGACAACAUCAUCCCUUUCCUCAGGGUGUUCGGUCACGGCAAACCUAACGGCGAGCCCACCUGGGCGCUGCUCCUCACCGCGUUGAUAGCAGAGCUGGGGAUCCUCAUCGCCUCUCUGGACAUGGUUGCUCCCAUCCUUACAAUGUUCUUCCUGAUGUGUUACUUGUUUGUGAACCUGGCCUGCGCCCUCCAGACGCUCCUCAGGACGCCCAACUGGAGGCCACGCUUCUCCUACUAUCACUGGACCUUGUCGUUUUUGGGGAUGACGAUCUGCCUCGCUCUCAUGUUCAUAUCCUCCUGGUACUAUGCCAUCGUUGCCAUGGUGAUUGCUGGGAUGAUCUACAAAUACAUCGAGUAUCACGGGGCUGAGAAGGAGUGGGGGGAUGGGAUUCGGGGCCUGUCCCUCAGCGCUGCCCGGUACGCCCUGCUGAGGCUGGAAGAGGGCCCGCCCCACACCAAAAACUGGAGGCCUCAGCUGUUGGUGCUGCUGAAGCUGGACGAGGACGCCCACGUCAAGUCUCCACGUCUGCUGACGUUCGCCAGCCAGCUGAAGGCCGGGAAGGGCCUGACCAUUGUCGGCACUGUGGUUUCUGGGAACUUCCUGCAGAGCUUCGGGGAGUCUCUCGCAGCAGAGCAGACUCUGAAGCACCUGAUGGAGAAGGAGCGCGUGAAGGGCUUCUGUCAGUGCAUCGUGGCGCAGAAGCCCCGAGAGGGCAUCAGCCACAUGAUCCAGUCCAGCGGGCUGGGGGGCAUGAAACCCAACACGGUGGUGAUGGGCUGGCCUCACGCCUGGAGGCAAAGCGAGGACCCCCAGUCCUGGAAGACCUUCAUCAACACGGUGCGGGUGACGACGGCGGCCCACCUGGCCCUGCUGGUCCCCAAAAACAUCUCCCUGUUCCCCACCAACAGCGAGCCCUGCACAGAGGGCUACAUCGACGUGUGGUGGAUUGUGCACGACGGGGGGAUGCUGAUGCUGCUGCCGUUCCUUCUACGUCAGCACAAGGUGUGGAGGAAGUGUGGCAUGAGAAUCUUCACUGUGGCCCAGAUGGAGGAUAACUCCAUCCAGAUGAAGAAGGACCUGGCAACCUUCCUUUAUCACCUGCGCAUCGAGGCCGAGGUGGAGGUGGUGGAAAUGCAUGACAGCGACAUCAGUGCCUACACCUACGAAAGGACGCUGAUGAUGGAGCAGAGGUCCCAGAUGCUCAGACAGAUGCGGCUCUCCAAGUCGGAUCGGGAGCGGGAGGCUCAGCUGGUCAAAGAUCGUAACUCGAUGCUCCGCCUCACCAGCAUCGGCUCGGAUGACGACGAUGACACAGACGGCGGGGACAGAGUGGGGAGCGCUGGCAGCUCGGAGCACCACCGCCGCGUUCAGAUGACCUGGACCAAAGAAAAGGCGCAGCAGUACAGAGCCACACACUCGGGCUGCUCCACGCCCGAAGGCUUCAGAGACAUGCUCAGCAUGAGACCGGACCACUCCAACGUCAGGCGUAUGCACACGGCCGUCAAACUCAAUGAAGUCAUCGUCAACAAAUCCCACGAUGCUCGGCUGGUCCUGCUCAACAUGCCGGGGCCCCCCAGGAACACCGAGGGAGACGAGAACUACAUGGAGUUCCUGGAGGUUCUGACUGAAGGUCUGGAGCGAGUCCUGCUGGUCAGGGGAGGAGGAAGUGAGGUCAUCACCAUCUACUCCUGAUUGGACCUGCACCGGCAGGGGUGGGGGGGACUUCUCCCUUCAUCUUGACUGCUUAUCCCAACAGUGGCUGUGCGUAAGCGUCUCUCUGAAGGAGCCACUGUGACAGUAUGGUCAGCGGUUCGAGACCCGGGAACAUAUCGGAGCGUCUUAGUGACUGGAGCUUUUCAUAAAACAUGGAAAUGGUUUUUUUCCGGAGCUGCUCCCGCUUUCCUCCUCCUAACAUCUGCACCAGCACGUCUGUCAUGGAGGCCCGGCCCUUUGGUGGAGAGGAGAAACCACCGUUCAUUUCUUCAUCAUUUCCUUUCAUCGAGUCCCAGAUGUUGUGAUUGUUUUUAAUUUGAAGCGUACAACUGUUACCAGACUAAAAACAAAGAUUUAUCAAGUCUGACAGCAGCCUCACGCGUGGAAACCCUCACAGUAAUCAGAUUACUGUGUUCUCCUGCGUCUGUUUUACUUCAUGUUGAUGUCUUUUUAUGCUGUUGAGGUCCAUCAGAACCGGGUUUCUGCUCCCUGAGGCUGUGGGUGGAGUCCUGCAGCAUGCACGUGUUAAUGUCCCUGUGCACGUUGGCUCUUUACUAGACAUUCCAGCUCAGAGAAUCGCCUGAACUGGCUCACUGCACACCUCGUCUCCAUGUGCAUGUGCGUGUGCACGAGCUGGUCAUGGAGCAUCUCGUUUUUAGAGUUUUGUUUCUCGUCUUUGCUUCUUAAAAGUCAUGUUUUUUUUUUUUUGCUUAUACAUAAUGAAUUUGAUCUUUUUUAUGUCAUUAUUAUAAAAAUGAAUCAGAAAAUUUUCGCUUAAAAAAAAUGGGAAUUAAAAAGUUCUUUAAAAAACGAGUUCUUGUUUUUUUAUUAUUCUUUAAACAGCAGAAUGACAUCAGAUGUCCUGAAGAAUCUGCAGUUCAGCCAAAAGUUGCAGAUUUCUCUCAUCAAAUACAAACACUUGGAAAGGGGGAGGAGCCACAGCAAGAAGGCCCUGGUUCAAAUCCCAGGUUCUGUGUGGAGUUUGCAUUUUAUUCAGACACUAGCUUCCUCCCACGGUCCAAAAACAAGCCUCUAAAUGAUCCCAUGGAGGAUGAUGAUGAGCAUUGUUACAUGGACCGACAAAAGUCUUAGGUUUAGAUCGUGCAGCGUCUGUCAGAUCUAGUUUACGGUUUUCUAUCCUUGCUUCAUAUCCUUUUAAACUCAAAGUGAAUAAAUGUGUUUAAUGUCACACCGUCAUGAGAGAAUGACGAAGAGGAGAGCUUUGAAUAAAGGAUUUAGUUUGUUUUUAA
Molecule: messenger RNA, 5265 nt
Organism: Oryzias melastigma (Indian medaka)
Lineage: Eukaryota; Metazoa; Chordata; Actinopteri; Beloniformes; Adrianichthyidae
Product: solute carrier family 12 member 6
Exons: 26
Coding region: 515-3994 (1159 amino acids)
Biological process (GO): potassium ion homeostasis; chemical synaptic transmission; potassium ion import across plasma membrane
Cellular component (GO): membrane
Molecular function (GO): potassium:chloride symporter activity
Source: RefSeq, a predicted model, not a curated record